AUGGAGAGACAGUUUUUGUUUCCUAAGUAUCCUCAAAUGGAGCCCCAAAAUGUGUGCUUUCAAAAAUAUCUGUCGGAUAGGGAUGUCUAUGGCAACCUGGAAAUUCCCAACGGGACAGAUAAUUUGCCGGACGGAAAUGAGAUUAUGCGUGUUACUGACCGAGACGGAACUACGUACGAAUUCAUAGCCUCUGUAAGGGCAAAUGGACGGCGUUCUCUGACACGUCAUUGGCGAUCGUUCGCAGUGGAUAAGGGUCUUCGAACAGGUGAGUUAUUACGGAUUUAUCGGUUAAAUGGAAAUGGAAAUGAUUAUGCCGUGCAGGUUGGCCUUGAAUUUCAUGGAUUGUACAUACUGUGGGAAACUAUGUAA
Molecule: messenger RNA, 369 nt
Organism: Ilex paraguariensis (yerba mate)
Lineage: Eukaryota; Viridiplantae; Streptophyta; Magnoliopsida; Aquifoliales; Aquifoliaceae
Source: the annotation of a GenBank genome assembly